CUUUGUGAUGGUGACAGAACGCUGGCAGUAGGUCCUUCAAUGUGCUGGAAUGAAUUGACUUUCAGGGACACUCGGCGCGCAGGAUCCUGUAGCGGUUUGGAGGGCUGGUUUCGCAGACCUGUUGAUCACCCUGCUCUGCUGGGUGAGACGUGGACCUGGCUUAGCUGGAAGAGCAAACAGGCAGCCCGUUCCGGAAGGACAGGAUCCCUCCGUGUCACACCCUACUCUCGCUUCAUCGCUUCUUCCUCACCAGCACCGUCUCCAUGAUUCCAGGGUAUAGCCCUGUGACACAGGCCCUGCUGGGCACUCUCUUCACCUGGGGGGUGACGGCUGCUGGAGCAGCACUGGUCUUUGUCUUCUCCACUGGGCAGAAGCGCAUCCUGGAUGGAAGCCUGGGAUUUGCUGCAGGGGUGAUGCUAGCUGCCUCCUAUUGGUCCCUCCUGGCACCUGCCAUAGACAUGGCAGAGGAUUCUGGGAAAUACGGGGCUUUUGCCUUUGUUCCUGUCGCCGUGGGCUUCACGCUGGGCGCAGCCUUCGUCUACUUCGCUGACCUGAUGAUGCCGAUGCUGGGAGUUAUGGAAGACCCCCAUCUGGCCCUCGCUCUUCCAGCAGACUCCAAACCUGCAAUAAAGAAGGAGGAAGAUCGUGCAAAUCAGCUGGAGGAUCCCCAGGAGCUCUCCAUCAGGAUAGGUAGAGCAGGACUCCGCCAAGACAAGGUUGAGAACGGCGAGGUGUACCAGCGGAGGAGGGGACCCCACGUCAUCACAGCGGGGGAGCCUGAACUGCCCCCGGACUUGCAUGAGCGCGAACGCGAGUGCGUUGGGAGGACGCAGAGCAGCUGGCGGCGCAUCCUGCUGCUCAUCUUGGCCAUCACUAUCCACAACAUCCCCGAGGGUCUGGCAGUCGGAGUGGGGUUCGGAGCAGCAGGGAAGACGCCGUCAGCCACCUUUGAGAGCGCCAGGAAUUUGGCGAUUGGGAUUGGGAUUCAGAAUUUCCCAGAAGGCCUUGCUGUGAGUCUACCUCUCAGGGGCACGGGUGUGUCCCCCUGGCGCGCAUUCUGGUACGGCCAGCUCAGUGGGAUGGUGGAGCCGGUUGCCGGGUUGCUAGGCGCUGUCGCUGUGGUGAUGGCGGAGCCGCUGCUCCCCUACGCACUGGCCUUUGCAGCAGGAGCCAUGGUGUACGUGGUGAUGGAUGACAUCAUCCCAGAGGCACAAGUCAGUGGCAAUGGAAAGCUGGCCUCCUGGACAUCCAUUUUGGGCUUUGUCGUGAUGAUGUCACUCGACGUGGGACUGGGCUGACGUUUGUGUUUAGACAGGAGCCCUCAUUGGAUUUAGGAAUGUUCUGGCUGUUAGCCACAAAUAAAGGGACCAAUUUUGCCUUUUUUUAUACAGUUUUCAUAUUUACAUUAAUUUGAGUAGUCUUUUUUUUUUCUGU
This is a messenger RNA of Scleropages formosus (Asian bonytongue), 1434 nucleotides long. RefSeq names its product solute carrier family 39, member 11 (gene slc39a11). Gene Ontology annotation, biological process: zinc ion transmembrane transport. The transcript is spliced from 10 exons. The record is from RefSeq and is a predicted model, not a curated record. Bases 264 to 1298 code for a protein of 344 amino acids. Gene Ontology annotation, cellular component: membrane. Gene Ontology annotation, molecular function: zinc ion transmembrane transporter activity. NCBI's taxonomy places the organism in Eukaryota, Metazoa, Chordata, Actinopteri, Osteoglossiformes, Osteoglossidae.